Molecule: messenger RNA, 16684 nt
Organism: Topomyia yanbarensis
Lineage: Eukaryota; Metazoa; Arthropoda; Insecta; Diptera; Culicidae
Gene: Bicra
Product: mucin-2
Exons: 8
Coding region: 1173-11165 (3330 amino acids)
Biological process (GO): positive regulation of DNA-templated transcription
Cellular component (GO): SWI/SNF complex
Source: RefSeq, a predicted model, not a curated record
GGUACACUGUGCGUUUUGACAACCUCUGUGCCACAUACAACCAUACGACCGUACAGCCCCCGUGUGCGAGCGACCUGAGCUGGUUUGGUUCGAAGCAGCACUCGUAGUUUAAUCGGUAAAUUUACCCUGCAAUCUAGUGUUCCGAGGAUCAAAUGUCCGCGCGGUGUGUAGUUAAGUGUCCGAAGCAUACGAUGUGGGUCAAGUUGGCCAGUUUAGUGUAUCGGAAGCGGUUGGAAAACGCGCUGAAAAAGUGAGCCUUCGUACCCUCUUUCGUCGUAGUGGUUAGGCACCAGGUCCCCCUUUUUCGUAUAUGGGAAAAAGGAAAAAGCAGCUUUGUUCGGUGAGAAAGUGUAUGUGGCUCACCUGGUGAGACGGUGAGUGCGCGAGUGGCGAAACGAACGCAGCAUCAGCCAGAGCGGUUUGCUAUAAGCGUAAAGGGUGCGGGCGCAAGCGAGUGAGUGAGUGUUGUGUCUUGCGGUGAUUAGUGAGAGUUCGGUCUGCUGCUAUCAAUAAUACUACGACUACCAGCAAGUUGGGUGCUUUUUUGUUCACCAGAAUGGUGUGCGGUGUAGAAAAUGAGCGAAAUGAAAUCACAUUCAUUGAACAGCGGAGAAGACAGAAACGGCUAUGAAUCCUAUGAAUAGAUUCAUCUGUACGACACAAAACGCAGAAUGAACAGCGCUGGUAGCACUGCGAGCAGCAACUAACCGUGCGAACGCAGGCCCAAGUAUCACCACCGAGAAGCAUCAGGCAAUAUCAACAGAACCACAAAAAGUGUAAAAUGUGUAAAAAUCUUUGUGCAUUCAUGUGAUUAGCGGUUCAAGUUUAUUUUUCUUUUGGCAACAAGCGUGUAUAUCUGUGUCUGUGCUCGAGAAAAAGAAGUAAAUCCAAACACAUCUUAGGUGAAAAAUUGAAUAUCAAAUGAAACCAAAUUGUGCAGUGUAUCAAUCAGCAGAUCGGAUCCCAUGUGCACACUGACCGGUUCCGGAACCGGUAGCAACACUGGCCAGAGUCUGCUGAACUAGGACACCAGUUCGGGUGGCAUAACACUAAAGCAGUAGCAACCGCAGCAGCAGUAUCCUGUAGUAGAAAUUUCCAGUUCUCCCCGGAGUCUGCCCGGAGGCCGUCGCACUUUUGCGUCCGCCUUGGCCGACAUCCGCCUUGGUACGCCAAUGAAUCGUCGGCAAUCGUUGGACAAGCCAGGUAUUCUGUCUCCUCCGGGUCCAUUUCUAACGCCAAGCCCAUCGCCAUCGAUACCAGCAAGUCCACGGCUGCAGCCUUCGCCGUCACAGUCACCGUUUCAACAGCAACAACCACAGGAAGUUCUGUUGGUAACAAACAGUAGUAUCGGCCACGUGACUUCGGAGCAAGAUCGAAAAAUCGGAAUUACCAACCGACGACAGUCGUUCAAUCAACAGCCUCAACAGCCGCAGCAACAACAACAGCUUAACAAUAACAGUCCAAAUGCUGGUACAGUGGUGUACCGUCCGAGUCCGACACAAUCGCCGGCCGGAGCCGCGACAUACAGUAUUACGACCUUACCUGGCAACGAGUUCAAUACAACACUAGUGGGCUCGAAUAACAUCUCGUUGCAUAAGAAGGGUCGAAAAUCCUCUUCGACAACAGUAAUUCAUCAGCCGCAGUUGCUCCAACAACAACAACCACAACAGCACCAACAGCAGCAGCAGCAGCAUACAUUCAUCCAGUCACAUGUCACGCAAGGACAUGGGACAACCAUCGGUCCUCCUGUAUGUAGCCCGAAAGCGGCGAAAAAAGCGCUGCAGCAACAUAUCCAGCAACAUCAACAGCAUCAGCAACAGCAACAACAGCAUCAGCAACAUCAUCACCUCCAUCAACAACAGCAUCCAGCACAAACUGUGUCCUUUGUUGGGAGUCCUAUCGCCAGUCCCAGUCCGAUUGCCAGUCCAAACGGAGGGCAAAUUCUGGUCACCACUAGUAGCCACGGUGGCUUGGGUGGCAGUAUUAUUGUGGGUAGUACGGGGCAUUCGAAUGCAAGUAGUACAGCUGGUCACGUUAGCUCAGGCGCAUCUGCCACUGGAUCAGCCCAGCUAAGACCGCCUACACCGCAACCUAUCAUUCAGCAAUAUCCUGUAAUGGGCGCCGGCAAUCAAAUAGUGCAAAUAUUUCAAGGUUCUCAAUUUAUCACUCAACAUCCGGCUGUUUCGCAGCAUCAGCAGCAACCAUCUUCUAUCCAGGGACAACCGCAGCAGCUGCAAAAUCGUCAAACGAUCAUAUCGCAUUCACCCCAACCCCAACACCUCAAUCAUCAGGCACUGCAUACAACGCAUCAUAACCACCAGCAACAGCAGUACAUACAACAGAUCAUAACAUCCUCUCCGUCCUCCGGUUCAGCGUCUUCGUCACCAGCGUCGGUGUCUGUUUCGGGGAGUACUGCGUUCAUCGGUGGACAUGGCCAGAAACAUCAGAAGGGUCCACAACAAAUCUUGCCAAAACCAGUAACUCCUUCUGUAUCUCCAUCACCAGGGUCUGCUCACCAGAGCCCCCAGCAACAAAUACAAGUUAGUUUCAACCCUACCUCUCUCAGUUACACCGGAAGCAAAACAGUAAUGAGUCAACCGAAGACAUCGAUAGCGACGGUAAUGAACCACAUGCCGGCACAGCUGCAUGUCACACAGACAGCCACUGGAGGGCAGUAUUUGACACAGUCUGGUUCACACCAAGCUCAACAACAGUCUCACUCUAGUGCCGCCCAACAACCUCAACUGGUGGCAACACCACAAACAACGCCUACGGGUGCUACAACAGCUGCAGCUACUGCUUCCCAAAAUAGUGGUUCAAUUAUCCUGCCGGCGGGGAAUUUAAAUGCACAACCUCUGCUACUCAACCAGAUGCCAGUAAUUGUGCAGCAGAACACCCCUCAGGGUGUACAACUAAUCCUGCGACCUCCAACUCCGCAGCUUGCAGCGCCAAGUUUAGUGAUUCACAAUUCCAGACCACAACUACAGCAACAGCAGCCUCAGCAAGUGCUGCGGAUAUUAAACACCAACGCAGCAAUGCAACUUGCGGCCGCUCCAACUUUCAUAGUAUCCUCUCAAGGUAACCUGGUACAGCAAAACAUACCCGGACUGAAAACCAAUCAAGGAGUUCCAUUGACCCAAAUACAGGGACUGUCGGGGCAAAGACAACCCCAGCAGCUAGCUGCUGCAAUAAAUCAACAUUUGCUCAGUCAAGGAGUAGCUCAAUUACAGAAUCUACAGUUGAAUGGGAAUCUAACCCAGAUCCAAGUGCCAAAUGGACUGAACGGCCAAUUGUUAACCUCGUUACCGGCCCAGUUCCAGCAAGGUAUAGGUGGUUUCAGCUUACAGAAUCAGAAUAUCAACCUGAAUCAGCUUGGUAGUGCGAAUUUUUCCCAACUAGCAGCGGCAGCGGCUGCUGCAAGUGGGGCUACCUUUACGUCCCCUCCCCCGACACCAGCCGUCCAAUCAUCGACUCAACCGGGAGAAAUUGUUAUGACUGGUCAUCAAAACAUUCAAUUUGCUGCAUCACAACCGAGCGGAACGAUAACGGCAACGACAAAUGUACCAAACCAACAAACGCCGCAAGGACAAAUCAUAACCAAUUCAUCUAUGGAUGGACAGCUACAUACAACGCAAAUUAUUCCACCCGUAUCCCAGGAAUCAAACCGUCUACCGGCACCAUUAAUUACAACGCAAAUCCCAUCUCAACAACAACAGCAGUAUUUCAGCGGUAAUACUAUAGCACAGCAGUCUCCAAUGCAAAUGCAACAUCAUCAUCAGGUUCAACAUAAGUUCGAAGUCGAGAAGCCGAAAAAGGAACGGAAGAGUAAAAAGAAAAAGACAACACAGCCUCCGAUUGCCACUGCUGCCCCGAUUAUCGUAACACCAAGCGUACCAGUCUCAUGCCAAGCUUCUACGGUUAGUGCUACGACGAUCUCAUCAACGCCGACCUCGGUGACGUAUUCAGAACCGAUGUCCUCUCCACCGACAUCACCGACAUUCGUCAAUACACACACGUCAACCGGAAAACUGGAUCUUGCUAAUCUUAUGAAAAUUUCCGGUAUUGGCAUUGAGGAUGACGAUUUUAUGGACGCAGACGAACAGCCGACCGCUCUGCCUCCACCGCCUCUAGUGCAGACAGCUGUACAAACACCCGCAGAAUACGCCAAUAUUGUGAUACCGAACGAAUCCGUUCCCAAGGAGUUAAUGUCACCACCACCGGCUCCACCGGUACCAGCAGCAACCACCGACAUAAUGAUCACCAUUCCAGCUAGUGCCGCUGGCUCCAAUCUUGACUUUCCCUAUACGAUCUCAAUCCCAACUUCCGGGUUGGAAGGACAAGAUGCUCAAAUCAAGACCACGGUAUCAAACGAACCACCAAUUCCAAAACCGCCAACUCCUCAGUCACAUCCGGUUCCUUCAACUCAACCACAGCACCAUCAAGAACAUCCUCCAUUUAUGAUCACAAUUGAUCCAUCCGGUGAUCCCAACUCUGCCCAACCGUACACGAUCUCCAUCCCUCGGCUUUCCAGUGGCAAUGCGGAAGACACCAAAAUAGUUAGUAUUGCAACGGUGGCACCAACUCAGACAAUUUCAACCGCGACUAGUAACACGGCACCAAUUACCACUCCGCAAAAUACAAUUUGCGUCAACAGCUUGAUGAACAACGUCCUGAGCACACAGAUGACACCGACGCUACAAAGUCAAAUAAAUGAAAUUCAAAAUCAGCUAAUCCAGGCAGCCACUUCAACAGCUCCUGUUUUUUCUACUGCUGUCCUAAGCCAACACUACACUACAGUGAGCCAACCGAUGCUGACCACUUCAACAAGUUUUAGCUCUCCGAUUGUAACGGCAACUUUAACCUCCCCAGUAACCACCUCGAUGGUGAUAUCGCCCAGUAAAACUACGGUAACACCCACCAAAAAGAAAUCUGGCGGUGGCAAGAAAAACGGCAAGAAAAUGGUCGAUAAAACGCUAGACACGAUCAACGCAAAUGUUCCGACGCAAAUUGGCAACAUUCAGAUCUCACAGAUCGAUGGUACGACAAUAAACAACAACAAAACCACGAAAGGAAUGAUUAACAAUCAGAUACAAAUCACCCCCAUUCUCGAUAACAAAACCUCUGGCCAACAGUUCCAAGUUGGAACUUUACCACAUGUUCCAGCUCCAGUAAAUCCUUCAUUGCCAGUUCAACUACAGCCACAACCUGUUCCAACGAUGGUAACUCAACAACAAUCUCAACCUUCAAGCCAGCAAGUGAUGCAACCGGCACCAGUACAACCACAACCACCACAGCCACCGCCACCUGUACAUCAUCAGCCGCCGCAACAACCGUCGGCUCAAGGCAUACUUUCACAAUUGACCGGGGCGUUAAGCCUCUCGUUGGGCGAGAAUGGACAUCUUAUUUUGAAACACGAUGUCAACAGUCCUCAGGACAGUCAGUCGCAAAUGAUUCUACAAGCAAUUCUCUCCGGUGCCCUGGGAAAUGUAAGUUUGGUGAAUGAACCGUCGAAACUUUUGCCACCAGUUGCGCCCACGACGCAUAUGAAUCACCAACAUCAUCAUUUAGCACCAGUGAUUCAGCAUACUCCUAAAACCGUAGCGACAGUUAGUGGCCAAAUCCAACAAAGAAAUGUAAUUGUUACCAGUUCUCAGCAUCAACCAACACCAACCGGACAUGUUAUACCGACAUUCAGCUCCCAACCCAGUCACACGAUGACGUCAUCCAGCCCCAUGCAAAUAGUACAGCAGGCGCCUCCACAACUGGUUCAACAACAACAACAACAACAACAGACUCUUGGUCACACGCACACAACUGGUGUGACGCAAAGUCUAAAGGAAGUCAGAAAACAGCACGAACCACAAAUCGAUGCUCAUCCGACAAUUCAGCAUCAACCACCUCAACAACAGACGGUCGUCAUCAAUUCGAAUGCACCGAAAUUUGUAGAGCUUCCCAAAGUUGCACCAAAUCAGCAACUGUUCUCCCUGAAUACACUGACAAAUCAAAUUACUCAGUUAAGCCCUGGUCAAACAACGGCAGCUCUAGGACCCAUGGAACGGCUUUUGAUCGUACCGACCGGGAUCAAUGCCCAACAGUUAGCUCAAUGUAUGCUACAAGGUCAGAUACACUUUAACAAUGUUGGAAACGUUACGCAAUCCAGUGAACCGAAACCACCACCACAAGCUUUACCUCCACCUCAACCACAACCACAGCAGACCCAGCCUCACAUGCCUCAAUUUCAUCAACAGCAACAAGUUGUUAUUCAAAACAAUCAACAUUUUAAACCAACGCCAAUGCCAGUGAUAACCAAUAAGGCGAUUAAUCCGGUAAAACCGGAGAAACCGAAACGAAGUCGAGCAAAGAAAGCAGACAAACAGCCGACCAAAACACCAAGCUUAGUGAAAGUGAACCCGGUGGGCAGUGGACUUCCACAAAACGUCAUACUUCAACCAGGACAGCACGCUCAACCGAUCCUGGCUGAGGAUGGCACGAAAAUUGGAACAAAGAUCGUUGGUACAGUGAAUCCGAAUAAUUUUGUGUCGAAUCCACCGCCGGCACAACCACCGCCGGUAGCACAGGUUCAACCACAGCAACAGCAUCAGCAGAUACAUAUCGGUAGUGGUGGCAGUAAAACAACAAUGAUGACUAAACCAGUCCCAGGAGCUAUCAAUUCUGUUAGCGGAACAACCCAGUGCAAUAAUCUUAUUGUGAAUAACGCCGGUAACACGGCGGUUACCGGUACGAAUACUCGAUACGACAGCACUAGUAACCUUAGCAUCAACAGCAACAACAGCAGCAUCAGUAGCAGUAGUAAUAGUAGUAGUAGCAGCAGUGUAAAUGUGUGUGUUCAACCGAAUAAUGUUAUCAGUGGUAGUAGCAUAAGUAGUAGCAAUAGUAAAAAAGGAAAGAUAAGCCAUACUUCCCAGCUCCCUUCGUCGCAGCCGAUGCUGAAUCCAAUGCCACCGCUAGUAAGUGUCAAUUCUGGCGGACCACUAAUGACCGGUUCCAGUGUCGGAACGCCCAGUGUCGUGCCAAGGGUUCAAACUAUUCAGUUAACGCCCCAGAAACAACAACUAUUGAAAAACGUCCAGCACCAAAUACAGCAACUUUCGGCAAAACUACAGAAUAAAAAUUUACUGGCCACACUAACCAUUCCGGCGGACUUUGAUCCCACGAAUCCAAUCUUCAAUAAACCACUGCCCGUACUAACCAACAUUCAAAGCAUGACGGAUUCCGAAAUAACGCAAGCACUGCAGCGAUUAUUUAUCGAACAACAGAAAAUUUUGGCCACAGGGAAAAUCAUUCCAACGAUACCAGCCGGGCAUGCUCUAGCGGUUGCUGCCGCAAAUGUACCUCCUCCUCCUCCUCCACCAGCACCUAUCACAGGAACAACUCCCGGAGGUGCCAUAAUAAGCAGCGAACCAAAGCCUCAACAAGCAAUCGUAUCACCAAUAACUGUAACGCCAACUUCGGCAAAUGCUGCUAUGUACCAAGGUGGUGCUAACAUGCAAACUAUUCCGUCACCAAUUCAGAUCAGUUCACCGCAGGUAGCCAAACAGGAUAUUAUCAUUCCGGCUUCUUCAGUUUCAAAUUGUGCCAGUUCGAUUGUCACUAGUUGCAGUCCAUCAAUGUCCAUCACUAUAACCAAUAGCAUGCAAGCACAGCAUACCAAGGGAGCCCCCACGAAACUGCCAGGAACACCAGCGACUUCGAUAAUUCCGAUCAGCUCAGCACUUCCAUCCAACACGACAGUAACGUGCGCCCAACAGCCCCAGACAGUCGGGCAGUCGAUCAUAAAAAUCAACUCAAAGCAGCCAAUGCAGCAUCAAUCUCAACCGCACCAUCCGCAGCAUCAAAUUAUUUUGAACAAUAAAAAUAUCACACUAACGAGUACUCAAACUGGCAUUCCCAUGCCCUCGUUGGUUCCUACACAACCACAGCAAUCACAUUCAAUGAGCGUGACCAAGAUCGAAGUACCCCCAACACCCCCACCAUCGCUGUUAUCCACACAGCACCAAACAAAUACGCCAGUUCCACCACCCCUCGUCCCUACAUCUAUGUCAAUGUCCCAUCCGAGUAAAUCUUACUCUGGUCAAUCAAUUGUCAUAGUGAGUGGAUCCCAAGCUAUCCUCACCAACGCACUCCCUCAAAAUGUGACAGGGGUGGCAACUACACCAAAGCCUUCGGUGAUUUCAACAUCUACCGGUGGCAUCGUAGUUCAAGCAAAUCCUUCCCUUCACAUUCAGCUGCAGCAACCUCCACAACCGAUGACCAACGUACCUCCGCCGUUAGUUACAAUGGCUACACCAACAGCCCCAACUCCUACAGCAAUCGUUUCAACGAACUCCAGCAUACCUCAUUUGGUAACGACAGCAACAAUGCAACCGUCAACUGCAACCAGCAUCAACACUUCUCCUGUGAUCACAUCGAUUUUUAACAGCGGCCCGACUAUUCCGGCACCCCCAGCCGUUACUGUCGCGGCACCGGCCACGCCAACGAUUGUAACCACGACCAUCCUGGGCAGCACCAAGCCGGUCGUAGUGCCGCGUUUAAGUUUAUUCGAACGUCAAAUCUCGGUGGAUCAAGAUGCUUGCACCAGACCGGACACCAGUACGCCCUUCGGUGAUAAGCAGGACGCGGUGAAACGGCUAAUCCGUUACCACUGCAUGUACGAGGAACGGUGUCAGGAGGAUGAAGGGGAAGAGGAUGUCUUCGAAGCAGCGGCUUUAGAGUUUCCCGUGAUCUACAAGAAUAUGCUGAACAAGUACCAGUACUUGCUGAUGCAGGAAUCGAUGCGCCACGUCCGCACGACCGAACUGAUGAUGGUGGAUCGAAUGCUCAUCUCGGACGUGAAAGAAGAAAUCCUUCAGAUGCAGCUAAACAUCAAUGAGCUGCUGAACCCCAUGGUUAACGAGAUGCAUCUGGGUGUGGAACCGCAGCAACAGGAAUUGUGGCUCCAGCAACAAUCGCAUGCUACCGGUGAGGAAGAUAGCAAAGUUAAAAAAGAGGAGAUCCCAUUCGAUCCAUGUGCUGAGCAGGCGGUGGCGGCGGCAGCAGCGUCUUUUACAGCUGUUGGUGCUGCGACCAUCAAGGAAGAGAAUAUCAAACUUGAAACAAGUGCAACAGACGAGCUGGUGGCGUAUCGGCAUCAGAGCGGGCAAAAUUCGCACUUUAGUCAGCAGCAUUCGAUGCCGGCGGUGAGAAGUAAAGCGGUACGGACUUCGUCGGAUUUGUUCAAAAAAGAAAUGGACAGCUUCGAUGAUAUAGAAAGUGAGAUUACUCCUAGUUUCAUCAUGAAGAAAUGUGAUAGUGGAAAAGGCCAGCCGACAGCCGCCUCACAGGCUCAGCCACCACCGCCACCGUCGUUGAGUUACUUUAAUCACGUCGGUGAGAAUCAGUGUCCAGGUGGAACCAGCGGUAGUAAGAAUGAUGACGCAAAAUCCACCGAACAGUACGACGAAUGGUUGUGCAUUCAGAAGGAACUCAACUAUCUGACGGAGGAACGAAGAGGGAAUGUUUCGAAAAGUGUGAAGAGUCCGGAGGAGGAGAUUAUCGAGAAGCAACUGGAUGAUCUCUUUAAUCCGUCGAGUGAGGAGAAGGAUGGCGAUGUUAGUCGUAGCCAAGUAGAUUCUCCACUGGCGGAUUUUUUCAAUGCUCAACAGCACGAUUCGGGUGUAGGUGGAAGUGCGGGUGGAUCAAGUGUGCCUUCGGACAAAUCAGUAGAAAACCGAUUGGAAGCUUUGUUCGGCGGAACGCCUCUGCACAACAGAAGCUCCGAGGAUAACUCACCCGAGGGAGUAGUGGAAAAGCAAGAUGAUUUGAUCGAAACACGACUGGAGGCCUUGUUCCAGGGUGGCGAAAGUGCGCUGGAUAAUGCGAGCUUUUUGCAUAAAUCUAACAACUUUGAGAUGAUCCAGGCACAGUUGAGUCAGAAGCGCCACUGGAGUUCAUCGGAAUGUGAUUGGGAUGAUGGGGAAAACUCGGGAAAGAGACAGUGUUUACCGGAAAAUAAUAGGGAUCAGAACGACGAUCAUCGUUGGUUGCUGGAAUGUGCUCAGAAUCAAAACCAACCUCUCGCGGAUCACAGUUCGGGCGAUAUCCGGGCUCAAACGCAGACUCAGCAAGGUGUCGAUGCAAUCACCGCAGGUAACAAUCAUAUUAUUAACGAUAAUGGUGGUGGUAAUCGACAUGUACCUAGCACUAACACUAGUAAUAGCGGCAGCACAACUAACUCGAAACGCACCUCCUGGAAUGGUGAUAUUCUACUCGCUUCUGCGACCGGUGAUCUGGAUAUGCUUGAUACUAACCUCAGUCUUAGUCUGAAUAAUCUUAACAGCAUGUGUGGGACGGUGGGUAUGUUGACAAACGAGGUUCCUUCUGCUCAUCAUGGUCCACUUUCGGAUCAUAAAUCGUCCAAAAAUUGUUUCCACUCGCCGGUUCUCGGCGGUGAAAACUGUGAUGACACUAAUCUGAUUGGCGAUCUUGGCACCGGUGGUGGUCUUAGUAACUCUAGUCACUCUCAUAAUCAUGGCGGCAAACUAAAUUAUCUUGACCGUGAACUUCUAGGGUUGGAUGGACCGAACGACGGUUCCAAGCUGCCUCACCAUCAUCUUCAUCAGCUAUCUUCUCAUGUGGCGUCGAACGAUUUGCAGCAUCAGUUAAAUCACAUCAACUUUGAUGCUAGUGGUCAUCCUACGCUGAACUUCGAGGAAGACAUCAGCAGACAGGUUCAAAAUGCUAUCGACUCCAUCCUGAAUCUGCAGAGCAACGAAACCGAGGCCGCGCUGCACUUUCCACUGGAUCAAUCUUUUCUGACGGAUAGUCCUCAAACCAUGCAACGGCCUCCAUCGUCGAACAAACGACGAUAUCAUCUAAUCAACCGUCUCGAUGACAUCAGUGACUGUCUCGGUUCGGCAAUGGAGGAAGGUGGCGAUAAUGCCAGUAGUCACCAUCAUUCCCAUCUUAACAAUCACCAUCUGAACCACGUGAUACAUCAUCAACAGACAGUUCAUUUGCACCACCUGCAUCAUCUUAACAACAACCAUCACAACCCAACGGGUACGGUACAGGUGGACAGUAGCAGCAGCAGCAGUAGUAGUACCAGUAGUAACAGCAGUACUGGCGGUGGUGGAGAUCCACCGGUUAAAACUAUUAUCAAAUCUUGACAACUUACGAGCGUCGGAGGACCACUACCACCAUCCGCAAACGGAGUGGUAAUAGUCAACGCACCUUCCGAAGCAACGGCAACGACAGUGGCGGUGUAGGUAGGGUGUGCUGCGGGAAAAGUUGAGUUUACGGCAGGCCGGUUUACAAUGUACGGGUAGGUUUUAGUAAUGUCGAUUGUGAUUCUUAAAAAGUUUUAUCAAUUGUGAAUCUUAAAGUUUUACCUUGAAUAGUUAUUUUGCCUCACGGCAAGGGGGAGCAGUAUUCAGCAGGAAUAUUUUAAAUGAAAUUUAACGAAUAUUUUUACAAUCCACGAUUUGUUUUUUUUUUUUUUUAAUUAUCGGUGAGGUCCAUAGUUUCCGAAUUUAUAGCGUAAAUGGGGUUAAAAAUGAGCUGGUUGUUUCAAUGAUUUUAGUGGUGAAGUGAUAUCUUGGAUAUCGUGACUUCACAAACGUUGUACGCAACUCAACGGGGUACGAUCCCUUAUCCCACACAUAGAUUUAGGAAUGUUCCUAACUCGGAAAACAAGGCGAAUGACCGCAUGAUUAAAACCUCUGUAAUCGAAACAAAACAAAAUGUACUUGGAAUCGCUAGUCUAUGUAUCCCAAGAGGUUCUAUCACAUUCGCCCGAAUGACAUUCGCCCGAAAGUCAUUUACCCGAAUGACGUUCGCCCGAAAACCAUUUACCAGAAUGGACCAUUUACCCGAAUGUCAUUAACCCGAAUGGACCAUUUACCCGAAUGCCAUCAACCCGAAUGGACCACUCGCCCGAAUGUCAUUAACCCGAAUACCACAUUCACUCAUAAGCAUAAUAUAAAAUGGGUCAUUGUCUAGUUUACUGACUUUAGUGAUAGAAGUCCGACUUUAAUGCGGUUUUUUGCCAAAAGGAUGUAUUUUAACCUAAAUAAACCAAAUCCGAGCGGGAAAUGUAAAAUCUUUAACCAAAGUUUGAUAAACUGAACAAUAACAGGUGAGCUUAUACAGCAGAGCUAGUCUGAUGCGGCUUGGCCGCAUAUCCGAGGCCAAGGAUCCGAAGCGGCGCAAAGCCGCUGAGGUUCCGUUGGACGAGGCGUUGAUCCACCCGUCGCCGGAGUUAUAAGCAAACCUGUGAUCCUCUUGUUUGCCCGGUUUACUCAAACAUAGGGGCUAUAGCUAGUUUAAAGCCGACUGAGCGGCAGCGAAGUCGGACAGUGCCCCAGAAAGCGAUGUGGCGUAGCCACAUUAGUCAACCGUACACUGACCAAUGUGGCUAUGCGAUAUCGCUUUUAGGUGUACUAUCCGACGUCACUGAGGUUCUGUUGCCAACGCCACAAAUGCUCUUCAGGUGCUGAUGCAUAUAGGACGCAGUUGUCAGCUCGAGCGGUGAAAUCUUGUGAUAAACCGGACAAAAUAAUAAGAAAUCUUUCGGAAACACCAUCGAUCGAGGUAAAUAUAUAUUUAGAUGUUCCGUUAACGAAUUGAAUCAACUAAAUUAAUAAUUAUAUCUUGCAUGGUGGAAGUCCAUUUGGUACAACACCGUUAGUAAAUAGUAGCUCAUAAAUGUUAUGUGGCGAAGCUAGUGUGAUGCGGCUUUGCGACAAUUAACGAGGUGGAGGAACCGAAGCGGAGGUCCCUACUCGGCAAACCUGUGAUCCAUUGGUAUGCUUGGUUUACUGAAAUAUAGGGGUUGAUUCCUUCUUUAAAUAUGAGCAGUUCUUUGAGUUUGUAUACCAAAUAGCCCUCGCAAUCAAACCGGUGAUCCACUUGUUUGCCCGGUUUACUCACACUUAGGGAUUGAUUCCUUCUUUUAAACAUGAGCAGCUCUUUUCCCACAAUUAGGAGUUUAUUGCUUCUUUCAAACAUAACAAAUCCUUGGAUCUGCAUGCCAAAUAAGUUUGCAAAGAAACUGUUGAUCCACUCGUCUGCCCGGUAUACUCAAACAUAAGGGUUGAUUCCUUCUUUUAAAACAAGAGCAAUUUCUUGAAUCUAUAUACCAAAUAGCUCUACGUAAUAUUGGAUUUCGAGACAGGAUGAUUCUUCCACCUAAUUCACGGAUGAUUCUUCCAUCUAAACCAAAGUUUUUUCAGAAAAAUAAAACAACUUGGUCUUCAGACAAAAUAUUCGGAAGAUCACAGAAUACAACUAAUGUACAAACAAGUUGUUGCCUUGGCUUUCUUACCCCAUCAAGGUAUUCCAAUGGCACUCGAAGAAUUGAGGAAAAGUUGUCCAAAGGCUCUCGACGAUUUUUUGUAUUACAUUAGUAAAAAUUGUAUUUUUGGUAGGAAGGAAACUAAUCAAAAAGUUUCGCGAUAACCCUUCUUUGCCCCCCGCUUCGUGGUCAGUUUUCGAAAAUGUAUCGACAAAGAUUCCUAGAACCAUCAAUAAUGUAGAAGACUAACACAAGAAAUGAAACGGUUUGUUCAGCCGUGGAAAUUCUAUGGUGUGUUGAAGCAGUUGCAGCUUGAAGAGAAAAACCCUAGUACGUAUUUUACGUACGUUUUACGUACACUACAAGCGGUACCAACAGCUAAAAAGUCUAAAAAGAACUCACGAAAGGAUCUAAAACUGGAAACCCUAGUUAAAUCAUACAAACCAGGUGAUUGGAUUAACUAUUUGACUGGUAUAGCUUUAGUGUUAAUUUCUUCAUAGCAUCAAAUGUAAUAAAAUUUGUAUUUCAUCUUAAUAAAUUAAUUUUUUUCGAUUGACAUUUCGAUGUUUUUCGGGUAUAUGGAAUUCGGGCGAAUGGCAUUCGGGUUUAUGUUGCAUUCGGGCGAAUGUCUUUCGGGUGUUCGUGGCAUUCGGGUGAAUGACAUUCGGGUUUAUGUGACAUUCGGGCAAAUGUCCUUCGGGUAAAUGGCUUUCGGGCGAAUGUCAUUCGGGCGAACGUGACAGAAUCAUCCCAAGAGUACCCCCAUUCUUUUCGUAUUUGCCUUCUUUAAAUCAUCUCAUAACUAGCAUCACUUGUCUAUGGAACUUAUUAUGCGCGGCGUGUGACUUGAGGUGACUAACGUGACUUUACGUGACUUUUUUCACUCGAUUCUCACAGUUGACUCGGGUGAGGUGAGAUUCUCCAUUGCGGUUAAAUGGGCGUCUCACGUCACCCGAUGCGACUCUUCAGAAUUGGGUGAGAAAAUUCACGUAGAGUGAGGUGAGAUUAGUCGUCUCACGUCACACGCCGCGCAGAAUGAGGCCGUAUAUUUUUGCUAGUUUGAAUAAUGUGUUGGUCUUCGGGUAACGGUUGCGCUAAAAAGUAAUUUAUGAUACUUGUUUGAUGGUACAGAGGAAAUGCGCUGAUCUCAUAAAUCUGUUUUCAGCAUCGGAGCAUUAGUCUUGCAUUUGUUUCAUAUGCGGAAUAACCGACUGCGAAGGCUGUUGAAGCAAAAGUUUACAAAUCUUCAAUGGUAUUGUAGUACAACCCGUUGUUACUGCAUGGGUGUUUGCAAAGGGAAGAUAACCGUACAGGUUGUGAUUGAAAACUUGAGACAAAUAAAAAACAUUUUUCAAAAAUUGUUAUUCGCAUAUGGAGGGUCUGUUCAAUUUUUCCUGAUGUGGUAAAAUUUGAUCGGUUGGAAAAUAUUCCUCUCGUUUCCUAGUACAAGAAAUUAAAACGUUACCACCAAGUAGGGACAGAAUCUAGUACUGUACUGACCCAGUGAUGAAAACCUUGGAUCGAACACUAGAUUAUAUGCGAAUUCACAAUUCGGAAUCUAGAAAUGGUUUAAAUGAAAAAAAAAAACCUUUACACCAGAGGUAAGCUGUUUUUAAUGGGUAUAUUUUGUUUAUUUUAUAAGCAACGAGAAGUUUCCUGGAGCUAAGAUUCUUUCAGUCUCUUUUUUCAGAAAGCAUAAAACCUCCUUAUCUUUUGUACCAAUAUAUGGAUAUCCACAACGGCCAGUUGUUUUUACGAACAAAUUUGAUUUUUAUGCAUAGUACUACUUAUGAUCGGAAGUCAGUCCCAUAAAGAUAGGAAUCCCGUAGAAAAGGGGACAAAUAUGUGAUCAUGGGCAGAGUAGUAGUUUAUCCAUCGAAGCGUGUCCACAAAACCUAUCAUGGCAGCGGUGCUUGUAUUAUUAACAUAAACCUAACGAUAAAUGAAAAUCCAGCGUUUCAUAAUACAUGUUCGAUGCGACAUACAUAACAUUCAAGACCUUUAGUUGAUAAAGCCACCUAUAGAACCAAACCCAACCGUACCAAUAACGACAAAAACUGUACCAUACUAGUUGCGGAUUAUUCUCUCCACCGAGUAGUAGUACGCAGAACAAAAAUACACAACAAAACGUGAAACCGGUCGAGAUAAACAGAAAUGAAGAGACAAACGUUGAUAAGUGUCAGAUAUGUAACUGUAAAUAUAGUAAAUAACUAAUAGUACAGUUAGGCUAAUCAUGCUACUUUAGGAAGGGGUUUAAAUUGUCUCGAUAAUCGCACGCUGUACAUAAAACCAAAUAUCUCGGAGAUGGUGUACAGUUUUAAACUAACGAUUAACUUAACUCAUUAGACAAGUAAACUUUUCGCUGCUCUACUCUCACGCGGAUUGCACCCAACAAAAUGAUGCUAACCUAAGCUUGAAACAAAUACCGACGGAAUUUAAGAAUGAGUGAGCAACAAGAAGAAAAAAAACCCGCAAGAUAGACACCGAAUAACUUAUUCAAAACCACAUGAAACAAAUCAAAGCGGGCAGCAGUAAGCUACAAUUAUACUAUAUGAACAGUAGAAUCUAAGAACUUUUAGCUUUUAAGAGGUGAACAGUAAUAAAAACGAAACGUUUUAAAUCUUUGAAGCAAGAUUUUAAAAGCUACAUGCGCACUGAUAAAAUGUGAGCGAACUAAAACUAAAGAGUGAAAAUAAGACAUGAAAAUAUAUGGUUAAAUUUACUCCUCCGUUGUUACACGGAUAUAAACAACACAACUUUAAGUUUAUGAAGACUUUUUGCUUUACCUUCCCUGACUAACGUCGAAGGGACUGUGACAACAAAGUAAACUAAUUGUAGAGAUUUUAUAAGAGUGAAAACGAUAUUACGUAAGUAGGUAAUUUAGUUUUGUAUUAUUUUCAAAGCUGAUUUAUUUAAUAUUUAUAUAAAAAUAGCUCCGGAAACAGCAAACAAACUUACAAAGCAAAUAAACGGAGAUUGACAGUGGUUGAUUCUAUUUGUAGUUUUUUUUUCUUUCGACGCGUGCCCACUGCCCAACCAAAUUAAAGGCGCACUCAAAGAGCUGCGGUUCGAACCAACAAUAGAAGAUUUACAUGCAAACAGAAAACAAAUGUAUAAAUAAAUACACUAAAGUUGAGCUAGUGAAAUUGAUUGAUCUACAUCAGUACUACCGCUUAAAGUACGAAUAUGUUAGAAAGUAUCUUCUCUGCGUAUUGGUUCGUAUUAUAAUUUUUCGUCCGUAUUAGAUAUAUUGAGGUGAAUUAAACGAUUAGUGAGAUUUGCGAGCGACAGGAUAAAGUUUCUGCAAACCAUUGAUCAUGUAUAAAGAGAAAAUGUUUAACGAAAAUUGAAAAUUACUAUAAAAUAACAAUAAAACAGAUUUUUAUUCAAUUU